AUGCCAUACAACACCCGCCGCAAGUCGCUGUCUCUGCCGCAGCUCGGCACCGCGUUGCCUGGAGCUCCGCGAUCCGCGCGCUCACCGCCUUCGUCAACCGACGUCAACCAGCUAUCGCCGCCUGCGAAAAAAGUCAAGCGACUUCACUCCGACUCUGCUUCCACCUCCACCCUGUCCACCCCAAACAGUUCUCCGCGAAAUCUCCCUCCACGCUUUGAUGAACGUCCAAAGAGUGCUGGUCGCCCUGUGGCGCACACCCCGCCACCCUCGCCCGGCGGCCUGUCGCCGCGCACAAAGGUCGACACCGAGGGCAUCGACGACAUCAUCGUCGUUGCCGUCAUAGAACAGCUGGAAAAGACGGGCAACCGGCCUCACCUCCUCAAGGAGCUGGCCCAUGUCCUGCAGGCAACCAUUCCCAUUGUCGAGAGCUCCGCCAACCCUGCUGCCAUCAUUUCGUCACGCCUCGCAACGUACCUCAAGCGUUCCUGGACUGCCUUGUCGAGAUGUCCGCUGGAUAAGAAGCUCGUCGGAACCCAUCCCAAGCGCAUAUACUACUUCUUGACAACCUGUCCGCACCAGCCAAUCCCUAACGACGCCGGAGCGACCCAUGGCCCCGCGCGAAUCAUUUCACCGUCUUUGUCAGAGGAGGAAGAUAUGGAGAUGAGAUCGCGCGAUCACAUGUCACCCUCGCCGGAGCUGGAUCUCUCCACCCCGGAAUACGACGACGGCCUCGACCCCUUUUCCACGCACUCGCGUCCUUCCACCAACAGCACCACCGAGCACAACCGUCGCGCACAGUCGCCCCCUCUGGAGAAGGAAGAACGGGAAUUCACGCAGACGGCCACCAACCUGCAGCAGCGUAGAAGAAGUCAGGAGGCCACUAGCAACCAGGAAGCGAGUGCGCCUUCCGAAGAAUUCCAUAGGUUCGAUAUUCCCAUGUACAAUGUACCGGAGCUUCGCGAGCAGCAAGAGGAAGCCGUUGCUCGGGAAAACUCGGAAACUGCGGCAGCCCUUUUCGGGCAACUACAUCAACUGCCUAACGUCAUCAACGACUUUGUCCCGAACAGUCCUCUUCUCAAGACGUCCCACACGAUUGAUCUGCCGCCAGCCAUAUUCAAGUUCGGCGAAUCCCGACUGGAUCAGGACGAUUUUGACUGGGCCUGGGCGAUGAAGAGCCCAGAGCACAUCGAGCUCCAUGAGCUAGACGAGCUUCUUGGGGACUUUUAA
This is a messenger RNA of Westerdykella ornata, 1227 nucleotides long. RefSeq lists its product as uncharacterized. The transcript is spliced from 2 exons. Bases 1 to 1227 code for a protein of 408 amino acids. NCBI's taxonomy places the organism in Eukaryota, Fungi, Ascomycota, Dothideomycetes, Pleosporales, Sporormiaceae. The record is from RefSeq and is a predicted model, not a curated record.